CUUCCUUGCUGGUUAGUGGUUGUGGGGCAGUGCAGACAGGUGGGAGUGAACGCGGCUCUCUUUCGUCGAUCUCUCCGUCACCGCUUUUUUCUUGUGCGGGUGUCCCCCAAGGCAGGAUGACCUUACUGAAGAAAUGUUGCGGCUGCGAUCUGCGGAUCGGGUCACUCAUCAUAGGAGUGAUUUCCUUCCUGCUGAUCGGCGUAGGCCAGCUGAUCAUGGCCAUCUACUGCCUCCUCAACAUCAAGGAGACGCGGAAGAGGCUCAAAUUCAACAAUGCUGUCACCUUCGGCAUCGUGGACCCCGACUCUGAUGCUGCUGCCUACAUCUUCUUCGCCAUCCUGCUGUUAGUGGCCUGCAUCUACAUCAUCUCCUCACUGGUCCUUAUUCACGGCGUCCGCACAAAGAGAAGGUUCCUGCUGCUGCCGUGGGUCUUCUUCACCUUCCUCAACAUGGUGAUGGCCUUCUCUGGCGGCAUCCUCGCCCUCAUCAACUCCCACGGCUACGCUCUGCCCAUCGUCGUCGGCUGCAUCGUGCUCGUCAUCAGCAUCAUCUGGAUAUAUUUCACCUGUGUUGUGUUUAGCUUCUUCCAGGCACUGCAGGACGGGGACUACUGGUGAUUCUCUCUCUCUCUCUCUCUCUCUCUCUCUCUCUCUCUCUCUCUCUCUCUCUCUCUCUCUCUCUCUCUCUCUCUCUCUCUCUCUCUCUCUCUCUCUCUCUCUCUCUCUCUCUCUCUCUCUCUCUCUCUCUCUCUCUCUCUCUCUCUCUCUCUCUCUCUCUCUCUCUCUCUUCUCUCUUUCAACUCGUUCUUUGUCCCUCCUCUCCCUCCCUCUUCCUCUUUCUCUCACUUCCUCCCUCUUCUUUUCUUUUAUCGCCUCUCAGUUCUUACAUCAGUGUCUUUUUAUCCAGUUUUUGUUGCUUUGUCUUCCUUUAUUUAAUUACCAACUUUUUUUUUCAUCUUCAGCAUUUCACUUCCUUAUUUUUGUGUGUUAAUGGCUCUUUUAAAAAUUUCUAAGUCUCUCAAUAAUUGCUACUCCACUUUGUUUAUUCUCCUUCCUCAUUCCUUCCUCAUGAAUUUUGUUUACGAUGCUCUUUUUUUUCAUAUUAUCUACCUUUUUUUUUUUUUUUUUUUUUUUUUUUUUUUUUUUUUUUUUUUUUUGUAUU
Scylla paramamosain (green mud crab) is the source of this 1161-nucleotide messenger RNA. RefSeq lists its product as uncharacterized. The coding region runs from base 117 to 617 and encodes 166 amino acids. The record is from RefSeq and is a predicted model, not a curated record. NCBI's taxonomy places the organism in Eukaryota, Metazoa, Arthropoda, Malacostraca, Decapoda, Portunidae. The transcript has 4 exons.